AUGGGACCUAAAUUUCGAUACCAGUUCCCAGAACUUGAUCUAAAUGAGCUGAUGCAUGAACUUGAUAUGCUUGGAUUUGAAGUAGGUAGUAAUUUCUGGGAUAAUAUUACAAGUGAAAUUGCCAGUGAUUUAUAUAUGAACUGUCUAUCUAUAGCACUAGAAAUAGAUAUGGAAGAUAUUAGACCAGAAGAACUAUCAGGGCAGGUAUUAUUAACAGCAAUAGAUAUAUUAUCAGAUCAAGGAAAGCAUCAUAUCAAAUCUAUUGGAAAUUUACGAUUCUUAAGAUACUGUAAAAUACUUUGGAAUAUGAUAGGAAUUGAUGAUUUUACUAUGAAUGAUUUAUAUAGGCCAACUGCAGAUAGAAUUUAUAUAUUUUUGUGUGGCUUUGUAAAUUUAAUGAGAUUUAAAGAAGAUCGUUGGAUGACAUAUAAAGAUGAAUUUUAUCAGAUUGAAGAAAUAUUAGAUAAAGUCGAUAAGGCUAAUGAACAAAUAAAGCAGAGGAAACAUGAUUUAGCUAAUUUAAGAUUAAAAUUCAAUGAAUUAAGUGAUGAAAUUCAAAGUAGAAGAAUAGAAAAUCAACAAUUACAAGAGAAAAUGAGAAAUUUACAUGGUGAGUUUUUACAAAAUCAACAAGAAUUGAAACGUUUAACACAAUUAGAUAAUGAUACACAAGAGGCAUUAAAAGAUAUUGAAUUUCGAAUAACUACUGGAAAUCAAGAUAUUCAAGAUUUAAAAGAUCAAGUAGUACAAUCUCCUGAACGUUUAAAAAAUACAAUGGAAGAACUUAAUAGAUCACUUGAAUCUGAUCGUAGAUUAAUUGAACAGACUUCUAAACGUCAUAAUGAACUACAAGAGAAAUUAAAUAUUUUACGAAAAGUUGAGAAAAGGCUUGAUAAGGCUAAAUCCUUUAUAGAACAAAUAUUUCAAAGUAUUAAAGAAGCUAACAAUAUAAAACAAAAUAUUAAGGAUAUUGAACAUCAUAUUGAAAAGGAUAAUUGGACAAUAGAACAAUCUACAGAGGAAGAACGUUUAUUAUUACAAACAGUAGAACAAAUAUCACUUCGUAUUCAAAAUAAUCAGCAACAUUAUGAGAGUCUUAUUGAAGAAGCUCAAACUUUAUUAGAUCAAGAACAACAAAAAUAUGUACAAUGUCAAGUACUUUUAGAAAAACAAGGAAAUGAAGCAUUUACAUUAGAACGUCAAGCUGAAUCAUUAGAGCGUGAUAUCUCUAAUUUAAGAUCUAAUCAUGAGAAGACAAUAAAUAUGUUAACUAAACAGCAUUCAUAUUUAGUUGAAAUAUUUUAUAAAUAUAGAAAUGAGUUAAUCCAAAGAUUACAAUUAUUUUGUAAUUAUAAGAAUUAUAGCAAAAUUAAAACUAGUGAAUCCAUAUUUUAUAAUAAAGAAGGACGUAGAGAUAAUAUAAUAAUGGGAAGAUUUACAGAUGAGAAUGAUGAAAAUAAUAGUCAUUUGAAUAGAGGCGAAUGUGAUUGA
Messenger RNA from Cryptosporidium muris RN66, 1491 nucleotides. Its product is annotated as Nuf2 family protein. NCBI's taxonomy places the organism in Eukaryota, Apicomplexa, Conoidasida, Eucoccidiorida, Cryptosporidiidae. Gene Ontology annotation, cellular component: Ndc80 complex; kinetochore. The transcript has a single exon. The coding region runs from base 1 to 1491 and encodes 496 amino acids. The record is from RefSeq and is a predicted model, not a curated record.